CCGCGUAGUGCCAGUGCCACACAGAGGUCGACCGGCCACGUCGCGUGUGCUUAAAUACGCCGACGACGACGGAGCUAGACGAGCUAGCUAGAGCAGCACACUGAUCGAUCCACGGAUCAGGGAGAGGGAGAGGGGCGGCAGAGAGCGAGAUGGGGAGGAGGGCGUGCUGCGCCAAGGAAGGGAUGAAGAGAGGGGCGUGGACGAGCAAGGAAGAUGGCAUCUUGGCCGCCUACGUCAAGGCCCACGGCGAAGGCAAAUGGAGGGAGGUCCCCCAAAAAGCCGGUCUGCGCCGGUGCGGCAAGAGCUGCCGGCUGCGGUGGCUCAACUACCUCCGGCCGAACAUCAAGCGCGGCAACAUCUCCGACGACGAGGAGGACCUCAUCGUCCGCCUCCACAAGCUCCUCGGCAACAGGUGGUCUCUGAUCGCAGCCAGGCUGCCGGGCCGAACAGACAAUGAAAUCAAGAACUACUGGAACAGCACGCUCGGCCGGAGGGUCGGCGCCGGCGGCAGCAGGGCCGUCGUCGCCGGCAAGCCGGACGCCCCGGCGGCGUCGGGCGCCGGCAGCUGCGAGACCGGCCAGAAGGGCGCCGCCGCCGCUCCUCGCGCGGGCCCCGACUCGGCUGGCUCCGCCGCCGCCGAGACGGCCGUGAGGGCGCCCAAGGCCGUGCGGUGCAGGGCCGGCAGCCUGUUAUUCUUCCACUCGGACCAGGACACGCCGCCCGCGGGCGAGACGCCAACGACCGGGGGAGGAGCAGGAGGGCCAGGAGAAGGACCGGACGACUGCAGCAGCUCGGCGGCGUCGACCUUCGCGGCGGGCGUCGACGAGCAGCCGUGCUUCUCCGGCAGCGGCGACUGGAUGGACGACGUGAGGGUCCUGGAGUCGUUCCUCGAGAACGACGACGAGUGGGUCAUGUGCCAGGUGACCGACGAGCAUCUGGCGUAGAGAGCGAUACGUAGGUCUACCCUGUAGCUAUGUGCUGUAUACAGUAACUCCGUUUGGUUUGUAGCGUGCUAGUGC
Molecule: messenger RNA, 1019 nt
Organism: Panicum virgatum (switchgrass)
Lineage: Eukaryota; Viridiplantae; Streptophyta; Magnoliopsida; Poales; Poaceae
Product: anthocyanin regulatory C1 protein-like
Exons: 2
Coding region: 150-944 (264 amino acids)
Source: RefSeq, a predicted model, not a curated record